AUGGCGCGAAAAUCCCUAAUUUCCCCGGAAUUCUCUCCGUCGAUUCUCUCCCUGAUUUUGCUCCUCGUGCUCCUCUCUUCACCAGCGAUUCACGCCGGUCACGACUACCGCGACGCUCUCCGCAAAAGCAUUAUGUUCUUCGAAGGUCAGCGUUCCGGCAAGCUUCCUCCCGAUCAACGCCUCCGAUGGCGCCGUGACUCAGCAUUGCGCGACGGCUCUUCCGCCGGCGUGGAUUUAUCUGGAGGUUACUACGACGCCGGAGACAACGUGAAGUUCGGGUUCCCGAUGGCGUUCACGACGACAAUGCUGUCCUGGAGCAUAAUCGAUUUCGGGAAAACCAUGGGACCGGAGCUUAAAAACGCCGUGAAAGCCGUGAGGUGGGGAACUGACUAUCUCCUAAAGGCGACGGCGAUUCCCGGCGUAGUUUUCGUCCAGGUCGGCGACGCUUACUCCGACCACAACUGCUGGGAGAGACCCGAGGACAUGGACACACUUCGCACCGUCUACAAAAUCGACAGAGCUCAUCCCGGAUCCGACGUCGCGGGAGAAACCGCAGCCGCUUUGGCCGCAGCUUCGAUCGUGUUCAGGAAACGCGAUCCUGCUUACUCUAGGCGGCUGCUUGACCGUGCCACAAGGGUAUUCGCGUUUGCCAACAGAUAUCGCGGCGCGUACAGUAACAGUCUUUACCACGCGGUGUGUCCUUUUUACUGUGAUUUCAACGGUUACCAGGACGAGUUACUGUGGGGUGCGGCGUGGCUGCACAAAGCCUCGAGGAAACGAGCGUACAGAGAAUUCAUUGUGAAGAACGAGGUGGUUCUCAGGGCUGGAGAUACCAUUAAUGAGUUUGGUUGGGAUAAUAAGCAUGCUGGGAUUAAUGUCUUAAUCUCCAAGGAAGUGCUAAUGGGAAAAGCAGAGUAUUUUGAGUCUUUCAAGCAAAACGCUGAUGGAUUUAUCUGUUCUAUAUUGCCUGGAAUAUCUCACCCUCAAGUCCAAUACUCUCGAGGAGGGCUGCUUGUGAAGACUGGAGGGAGUAACAUGCAACAUGUAACAUCACUAUCCUUCCUCCUAUUGGCUUACUCUAAUUAUCUGAGCCAUGCCAAAAAGGUUGUGCCUUGUGGCGAAUUAACUGCCUCCCCAUCUCUCCUCCGCCAAAUCGCCAAGCGUCAGGUGGAUUACAUAUUGGGAGACAACCCGAUGGGAAUGUCUUACAUGGUUGGGUACGGUCAAAGGUUUCCACGUAGGAUUCACCACCGUGGCAGCUCGGUUCCUUCGGUCUCGGCCCAUCCAGCCCGUAUAGGCUGCAAGGAAGGCUCUCGUUAUUUCCUCAGCCCAAAUCCUAACCCAAACCUUCUAGUCGGUGCUGUAGUCGGUGGGCCCAAUGUCACCGAUGCUUUUCCUGACUCGAGACCUUACUUUGUGGAGUCAGAGCCCACGACUUACAUCAAUGCACCACUCGUUGGGCUUCUCGGUUACUUUUCGACCCAUUCUUCUUGGCGAUGA
This is a messenger RNA of Thlaspi arvense, 1500 nucleotides long. The record is from the annotation of a GenBank genome assembly. Lineage: Eukaryota; Viridiplantae; Streptophyta; Magnoliopsida; Brassicales; Brassicaceae.